This is a messenger RNA of Hyla sarda, 2898 nucleotides long. It is a transcript of the gene SLC6A5, whose product is annotated as solute carrier family 6 member 5. The record is from RefSeq and is a predicted model, not a curated record. Gene Ontology annotation, biological process: glycine import across plasma membrane; sodium ion transmembrane transport; synaptic transmission, glycinergic. Bases 214 to 2574 code for a protein of 786 amino acids. Gene Ontology annotation, cellular component: membrane. The transcript has 16 exons. NCBI's taxonomy places the organism in Eukaryota, Metazoa, Chordata, Amphibia, Anura, Hylidae. Gene Ontology annotation, molecular function: glycine:sodium symporter activity.
GCUCUAGGAGGAUGCGGCCCCUUUAAGAUCUGUAUGUAAGUCUAAUGAUUUAUCAAACUCUUAUUAUCAAGAAAAUGUCAUGCGAAGGGCACCUACCUCUGUACUGACGCAAAGCGCCUCUGUCCCAGGAAGGUAUACAAGCUUCCUCUGCUCACAAGAUAGUCAGAGAAGUACAAGGACUCUGCUGCCAGGGACUCCAGGACUCCUGUGGAGAUGGACUACGUGAAUCCAAUGGAUGUGGGGCAGAAGACGGUGAACAGCCCCGAGGGGGCGGCCCCUGGACACCUCGGGGGCGCAGCAGUGACCCGGCACAGCCCGGACAAUGAUGUCCCCCUACAAGCCUCCUCCAAACUGGCCCGGUUGUCCCAAUCUACGUCCAAUGACAGCAAAGGAUUUGAGGAACCCAAAGCCAGCGCCCUGGAGAGGUCAAGAACUGGGGGGUCGUGUAAGAUCAGCACCCCAAGUCAUGGGAACUUUGCCAUCAGGAAAGACUCUGCAGACGGGUUCCCAUUAAAGGCUUCAAACAUGACGGACAUCAAUGGGCAGAGUAACUCUGUGCACUGCAGGAUUGUGCCCCUCCAGAGCGCAGAGGGGGGCACCAACCAGGGCUAUGGCAGCCUGGAGCAGAACAAUGCCAAGGGGGGCUGGGUGCCCAUGAACCAGAGCACUGUCAUCCUGGGCACAGAUGGCAACACCUCGGUCCUGCCUGGCACCCUCACCGGGGACGAUGAUGGGGAUGAGAAUAAAGCUCGGGGGAACUGGUCUAAUAAACUGGACUUUAUCCUCUCCAUGGUGGGCUACGCUGUGGGCCUGGGCAAUGUCUGGAGAUUCCCCUACUUGGCAUUUAAAAAUGGUGGAGGCGCCUUCCUCAUUCCCUACCUGACCAUGUUGGCUCUGGCGGGGGUCCCUAUCUUUUUAUUGGAGGUGUCACUGGGUCAGUUCGCCAGUCAGGGCCCCAUCUCUGUAUGGAAAGCCAUCCCUGCACUACAAGGCUGCGGCUUCGCCAUGUUGAUCAUCUCCGUCCUGAUCGCCAUCUACUACAACAUCAUCAUGUGUUACACCAUCUUCUAUCUCUUCGCCUCCUUCGUGUAUACGUUACCCUGGGCCUCCUGUGAAAACCCGUGGAAUACGCCGGACUGUAAAGAUAAAGACAGACUCAUGCUGGAUUCCUGCCUUAUUGGAGACCACCCAAAAAUUCAGAUCAAGAACAGCACGUUCUGUAUGACCGCCUAUCCGAACUUGACAAUGGUGAAUUAUACCAGCCACGCCAACAAGACCUUUGUCAGCGGGAGUGAGGAAUACUUCAAGUACAAUAUGCUGAAGAUUUCCGCUGGCAUCGAGUAUCCUGGUGAACUCCGAUACCCGCUGGUCCUCUGCCUCUUCCUGGCCUGGGUCAUCGUCUAUGCGUCACUCGCCAAAGGGAUCAAGACAUCAGGAAAGGUUGUGUAUUUUACAGCCACUUUUCCUUAUGUGGUUCUUAUCAUCCUCCUCAUCCGAGGGGUCACCUUGCCUGGGGCGGGAGACGGCAUCUGGUACUUCAUCACCCCAAAGUGGGAGAAGCUUAAAGAUGCGAUGGUUUGGAAAGAUGCAGCUACACAGAUUUUCUUCUCUCUGUCUGCGGCCUGGGGAGGGCUGAUCACAUUGUCAUCUUAUAACAAGUUUCACAAUAACCUGUAUCGGGACACGCUGAUCGUCACUUGCACCAACAGCGCCACCAGUAUUUUCGCUGGUUUUGUCAUCUUUUCUGUCAUCGGUUUCAUGGCGAACGAAUUAAAAGUAAACAUUGAAAAAGUAGCUGAUCAAGGUCCCGGCAUUGCUUUUGUAGUCUACCCUGAGGCCCUGACCCGGCUGCCGCUCUCCCCUUUUUGGGCCAUAAUCUUCUUUCUUAUGCUUCUAACAUUAGGACUGGACACAAUGUUUGCUACAAUCGAGACCAUUGUGACCUCGGUUUCCGACGAGUUCCCCAAGUACCUGCGGACCCACAAGCCCCUCUUCACCCUGGUGUGCUGCGUGGCCUUCUUCAUCAUGGGCUUCCCAAUGAUCACACAGGGUGGGAUCUACAUGCUGCAGCUGGUGGACACGUUCGCCGCCUCCUAUUCGCUCGUCAUUAUCGCCAUCUUCGAGCUGGUGGGAAUCUCUUACGUGUACGGUCUGCAGAGAUUCUGUGAAGAUAUAGAGAUGAUGAUCGGAUUCCAGCCCAAUCGUUUCUGGAAGAUCUGCUGGGCCUUCGUCACUCCGACCAUUCUCACUUUCAUCCUGUGCUUCAGCUUCUACCAGUGGGAGCCGAUGACUUACGGCACUUAUCACUACCCAACGUGGUCCAUGGUCCUCGGGUGGCUGAUGCUGUUCUGCUCCGUCAUCUGGAUUCCGAUCAUGUUCGCCAUCAAAAUGCAUCUGGCGCCAGGCAGCUUUAUUGAGAGGCUGAAGCUGGUUUGCACUCCACAGCCAGACUGGGGUCCGUUCCUGGCCAAGCACCGUGGAGAACGUUACAAGAACAUGAUGGACCCAUUAGGCACCUCCUCACUUGGCCUGAAGAUUCCCCCCAAGGAUAUGGAGCUAGGAACACAAUGCUAGUACAUAUGGUGUCUGUACCUCUGUCGUACAGGCUCCCACAUUCCUCAUCACAUCCGUCUUCUUCUUCUUCCUUAGCCAACAGUGCAGAUGGCUUCUCUUAGAUAAACAAUAGGAUCCCUUGUUGCAUGCUGUAGCCAACACCUAAACAGACCACCUUGCACAUUUGUUGCUUCUCUAUAGUGUCCACAACCUUUUGUUUGACUGCCAAAUAUCAGCAGUGCCUCUGAUGAUGAUUGUCCAGCUGCAGUAAGUAAUAUUAUUUCAUAGAGGGAAAAACGGAUUAGUUCUUCUUGUCAUUAUAUAAGAAUUAUAUAUAUAUAUAUA